AUCGUCCCACACCUGCCACCAUCCUGUGGGUCAGCUGCCCCUGUGCCAGCCAAUAAUGCUGCCGCUGCUGCUGCUACUGGUACCCGGACUCCUGCCCCGCUCAGCCUCCUUGAAGUCACAUGUGCACCGGCGUGGACUGAUAGAACUGGCAGAAACCAUAAACUGUGUUGGCUCCCGCACCCCCCUAGCCUAUGUUAGCUAUGGCUGCUAUUGUGGCCUGGGUGGCCACGGCCAGCCCCUGGAUGCCAUUGACUGGUGCUGUCAUAAUCACGACUGCUGCUACUAUAAUGCCCGGCAGGAGGCUGGCUGCCGGCCCAAGCUGGAGCCCUACUUGUGGAAAUGCGUCGAUCAGCGCAUUGAGUGUGAACCAACAGAGGACAAAUGCCAAGAACUCUUAUGCAAGUGCGACCAGGAGAUUGCUUACUGCUUAGCCCAAACUGAGUACAAUUUAAAGUACCUCUUCUUUCCACGUUUCUUAUGUAGGCACGGCCCACUCAAGUGUGACUGACUAGUUUGACUUGAAAUGUUCUUUUGCACAAGAAAAUAAAACUCCUUUUCACUAAUCAAUAGCCAUAUUCAGUUAUUUGCACGAGGGAACUGAGUUAAAGCUGCAACCUGUGUUUGCUUUCCCUCUCUGUCCCGGAACUUGGGGCUGGAGCCUGUUAGGUUUCCAGUUUGCUUAAGGUCAAAAUCCCAUGUGUAUUUAUAAAAUCAUAACUGUGUUUAUGACUGUAUUGGGUUUGGUACCAUUUUUGAGGUUCAACCUGUGUGAAAAGGCUGAGCUUGUCUUCUAACCUACCCUUGGUGCACAAACACCUGCUAAGUGCCUGGCCUUGUUCUAGGUACUGGGUUGAGGCCGUAAACAAGACAACCACACGACACCCUUGUGAAGUUCAAGUCUAGUAGUUGUUAGCUCAAGAAAGAAUAUUCUAAAAAAAAAAAAAGAAAAAAGUAUUCUUCACCAUCUUCCUCCUUUAAUAGUUAAAAAAAUUUUUCCUGAUUACAAAAGUAUUACACUCACUGCUUUAAAAAAGGGCAAAUGCAGAGAAAUAAAAAGGA
Molecule: messenger RNA, 1059 nt
Organism: Phyllostomus discolor (pale spear-nosed bat)
Lineage: Eukaryota; Metazoa; Chordata; Mammalia; Chiroptera; Phyllostomidae
Product: group 10 secretory phospholipase A2-like
Exons: 4
Coding region: 56-508 (150 amino acids)
Biological process (GO): arachidonate secretion; lipid catabolic process; phospholipid metabolic process
Molecular function (GO): phospholipid binding; calcium ion binding
Source: RefSeq, a predicted model, not a curated record